GUUGGUGACGUGUCAGUUUGUUUACAGCGGUCCCUGCGCUGCAGCUGCGCUGAAAUGGCUGUGGAUAUAACUUUACUUUUCAAAGCCAGUGUCAAGACAGUAAAAACCAGGAACAAAGCGAUUGGAAUAGGCUUUGACUCUGCCAAAGAUGAAAUUUUCAAGAGAAGCAGACCCAAGAGUGGCUUCUCUCCGAAGGCGAAAGAAGUGAUCACGAACAUCACCAAGCUCAAAGACUUUCUGCUACAACACAGAAAAGAUUACGUGAGCGCCGGAAGCCUCAUCUCAUCAGAUCUUACCCGUAUGACAGACAAUGAACGAGACCAGAUUGACCAGGAUGCUCAGAUCUUCAUGAGGACCUGCUCUGAGGCUAUCAAGCAGCUACGCAAUGAAGCGGUGAAGCAAGUGACAUCAGCCCAGAUAAAGGAGCACAGAGGGGCAGUGCUGGACCUCAUUGAAAUUUAUCUGAGAGGAGUAUGUAAGCUGUACUCUGAACAGAGAGCAAUCAGAGUCAAGAGAAUGGUGGACAAGAAGAGGCUGUCCAGACUGGCACCAGAACACCACAUUCGAGUGGCGAAAACACUGGAGGUGGAGCCUACAGAGGAGAAGACUGUCAAGGAGGAAAGUUCUGAGAAGAGUGUGUCGGAGGUCCCCAACAACCCGGUCAACCUGUGGGAGGAGGGCCGAGUGGAGGACGAGCUCUCUCCUGAGGAGAUCCAAAUGUUUGAGCAGGAGAACCAGAGGUUGGUGAGUGAGAUGAACAGCCUGGUGGACGAAGUGAGACAAAUCGAGGGGAAGGUGGUGGAGAUCUCUCGACUGCAGGAAAUCUUUGCUGAGAAAGUCCUGCAACAGGAAACAGAGAUCGACAGUAUUCAUCAGCUGGUUGUGGGUGCUACAGAAAACGUCAAAGAAGGCAACGAGGAUAUACGAGAGGCAAUCAAAAACAACGCUGGCUUCCGGGUAUGGAUCCUGUUCUUUUUGGUCAUGUGCUCUUUCUCUCUCCUCUUUCUGGACUGGUACGACAGCUAACACAUCUAGCCAGCAUGGACUCUAUACGGCAGGAAACCGUCUGGCUCUGGCACAUGUUGGUUAUCUCAUACAGACGUGAUGAAAUCACUGAGACUGAAUGCACGGUUUACCAUGCUGGACCUGGUGUACAGAGUGCUCUUCAUGAAGAUUCUGUGUUCAAGUGGAGAUGGCAGUUUGUUCUUCCCUGAUGCUAUCUAUUAAUGUUUGUCCAGGGCAGCUUCGAUGUUUAAAAGCACUUGAAUGGACGCAAGCUUUGUAUGGAGCACUGUGUCCACUUUAAAGGUCUUUUUAUAGUUGUGCGUAGAAUCGACGGCGUAGACGCAGACCCCUCUGCGUCUUCACCGGACCCUACGCCGUAGCCUGACGUGCACUUCUCGAAAAAUGUAACUACACGUCGC
This is a messenger RNA of Perca fluviatilis (European perch), 1424 nucleotides long. It is a transcript of the gene stx18, whose product is annotated as syntaxin 18. The record is from RefSeq and is a predicted model, not a curated record. Gene Ontology annotation, molecular function: SNAP receptor activity. Bases 55 to 1026 code for a protein of 323 amino acids. The transcript is spliced from 11 exons. Gene Ontology annotation, biological process: intracellular protein transport; retrograde vesicle-mediated transport, Golgi to endoplasmic reticulum. Lineage: Eukaryota; Metazoa; Chordata; Actinopteri; Perciformes; Percidae. Gene Ontology annotation, cellular component: SNARE complex; membrane; endoplasmic reticulum.